ACAAAUGGCCCUCACAGCCCCUGCCCUAGGGUUUGCCGGCCUUUAAUAGGGGCAAGAGUCGCUCGUUUCGAACCCUCUCUCCUACGUCGUCUCUCUCUCUCUGCUCUGUUCACUUCUCUCGCCGUCGAAUCAGGUCGGCGGUCUCUGCCUACAAGGGUUGCUAGUGUUAUCUUAGAAAACAUCCAUGGGUAAGGAGAAGGUUCACAUUAACAUUGUGGUCAUUGGUCAUGUCGACUCUGGGAAGUCCACCACCACUGGCCAUCUUAUCUACAAGCUUGGAGGUAUCGACAAGCGUGUAAUUGAACGUUUUGAGAAGGAAGCUGCUGAGAUGAACAAGAGGUCAUUCAAGUACGCUUGGGUGCUGGACAAACUCAAGGCUGAGCGUGAACGUGGUAUUACCAUUGAUAUUGCCCUCUGGAAAUUUGAGACCACCAAGUACUACUGCACUGUCAUUGAUGCUCCUGGCCAUCGUGACUUUAUCAAGAACAUGAUUACUGGAACUUCACAGGCUGACUGUGCUGUUCUCAUCAUUGAUUCUACUACUGGUGGCUUCGAAGCUGGUAUAUCUAAGGAUGGCCAGACCCGUGAGCAUGCACUGCUUGCCUUCACACUUGGUGUCAAGCAGAUGAUUUGCUGCUGUAACAAGAUGGAUGCCACAACUCCCAAGUACUCCAAGGCUAGGUACGACGAAAUUGUGAAGGAAGUGUCUUCUUACCUGAAGAAGGUGGGCUACAACCCUGACAAAAUCCCAUUUGUGCCUAUUUCCGGAUUCGAGGGUGACAACAUGAUUGAGCGAUCUACAAAUCUGGACUGGUACAAAGGCCCAACCCUCCUUGAGGCCCUUGAUUUGAUCAAUGAACCGAAGAGACCAUCAGACAAGCCCCUCCGUCUUCCACUCCAGGAUGUCUACAAGAUUGGUGGAAUUGGCACCGUCCCUGUUGGGCGUGUGGAGACUGGAGUCCUGAAGCCAGGCAUGGUUGUCACCUUCGGUCCCACUGGUCUGACAACUGAAGUCAAGUCUGUGGAAAUGCACCACGAAGCUCUGCAGGAGGCCCUGCCUGGCGACAACGUCGGGUUUAACGUGAAGAAUGUUGCUGUCAAGGAUCUCAAGCGUGGUUUUGUCGCCUCCAACUCAAAGGACGAUCCAGCUAAGGAAGCUGCCAACUUUACUUCUCAAGUCAUCAUCAUGAACCAUCCAGGGCAGAUCGGAAAUGGCUAUGCUCCGGUGCUCGACUGUCACACCUCCCACAUUGCGGUCAAAUUUGCAGAGAUCCUGACCAAGAUCGACAGGCGUUCAGGCAAGGAGCUCGAGAAGGAGCCCAAGUUCCUGAAGAACGGAGAUGCAGGGUUCGUUAAGAUGAUCCCGACCAAGCCCAUGGUGGUCGAGACCUUUUCUGAGUAUCCUCCUCUGGGGCGUUUUGCGGUUCGCGACAUGAGACAGACGGUGGCCGUUGGUGUCAUCAAGAGCGUGGAGAAGAAGGAUCCGUCCGGUGCAAAGGUGACCAAGUCUGCUGCCAAGAAGAAAUGAGUGGCGACUGGCGAUGGGGUUUCUGGCGCGUGCUUGUCCUGCUGGAUCAUCUGCGUUACUAUUUUUCUUAGCUGUUUAUUUGCCAGCAUUUUUCCGUUGGUUCAUGUUGUCAUUGAGAAUCGGAACGGAUGAGGCGGUUUUGUGCCAUUAUUUUGGUUUAAUUUUUAUGUUCUCCUGAGGUAAAACUGUCUGGAUAUUUGUUUUUCCGAUUUUUAAGUUUCUGCAUUUUGAUGAUUUGAGGAUAA
This is a messenger RNA of Nymphaea colorata (pocket water lily), 1773 nucleotides long. Its product is annotated as elongation factor 1-alpha. The coding region runs from base 185 to 1528 and encodes 447 amino acids. The record is from RefSeq and is a predicted model, not a curated record. Gene Ontology annotation, molecular function: GTPase activity; translation elongation factor activity; GTP binding. Gene Ontology annotation, biological process: translation; translational elongation. NCBI's taxonomy places the organism in Eukaryota, Viridiplantae, Streptophyta, Magnoliopsida, Nymphaeales, Nymphaeaceae. The transcript is spliced from 3 exons.